AUGCUGACCGCUGGCGAGUUUGUCGACCUUGCCUCGAGUGACACGAUCAUCGUACGACGGGACGGCGACGAGGGAGAAGACGAGGAGGGAGAGGAGGACAGGGCGUGGGGCACGAUGGUGGUCAAUGCCGAGGAAGAGGCCGACGGCCAAUUCAGGAGGAUGUUUGCGCCUCAGAAGGAGGCUGCCGAGGCGGCGACUGCGGCUGCGGAGAAGAGGGAGAAAGAGGACGUCCAGAAGGCGGAGAGGAAGGCCAAUAAGAAGAAGGAAAAGAGAAAGAAGCGCGCGAACGACACCGCCGCGAGCAAGAAGCGCAAGAGCGUGGAGGAGGACGGUCUGCCACGCAGAGAGCAGGCAGCAGCCGUGCACGAGGCGCUGGAAGCCGACGCCGAGGAAGAAGAAUGGGAGAAGCCGAUCUCCUCGGACGGCGACCUCCUCCGACACUCCUUCGUCGACGCGUUCGAUGUCGAGACACAGGACGCCAUCUCGGAAGCGCCCACCAAGAAGCAAAAGAAGACGAAAAAGACGAAGUCGGCGGCGACUACAGCGAGGAGCAAGGGACUGAAGAAGUUGAGGAAGGAACAGAGGAAGGAGCAAGCGAGAGAGAGCGAGCUAUGGCGAAAGGAAGAAGAGGCGGAGAGAGCAACGGAGCGACAGCAAGCCAUGCUGGAGGAGAGCCUGGCCCUGGACAAGCAGCUCGCGCAGAUCGACGCCAUUCUCGAUUCCAUCCGCGGCGCAGCCAACGACCAGUCAGCUCCUUCGCUGGACGAAGGAGAUCUUCGGAGCAGCAGCGUGGCCUCCACCCCGAUGAAGAUGAGCGUCUACCUAUCGCCGAGGCGGAAAUCGAAGAUCGAGGUGCGCAUGGAAAAGAUGCGCAGCGAGCUGCUGGCGCAGCGCAAGGCGGUGCCCGUGCCCUUCGUCAGCGCACACCCAGCAUCCCCGGCGCCAUCUCUCGCUUCAUCCAUCUCUUCGUCGGCCACGGUGGCGCCGGUGCUGACAACAACUACGUUGACGUCGCUGGUGGACCAGCCGCACCGUCUGGCAACCUCAGCUCCGCCAGCUCUGAUUCGAAGAGAGCGAGGUCAGAAGCGUUAUGCACACGAGGCCUCCGCAGCCUCCACUGCCACCAGGAAGAAGCAACCCAAGGCGAAGAGGCCCAGGCUAGAGGGCACAGAACUGUGCCAAGGUGAUCACCGGGAGGAGUGA
Messenger RNA from Acanthamoeba castellanii str. Neff, 1203 nucleotides. RefSeq lists its product as uncharacterized. The transcript has a single exon. Lineage: Eukaryota; Discosea; Longamoebia; Acanthamoebidae. The record is from RefSeq and is a predicted model, not a curated record. Bases 1 to 1203 code for a protein of 400 amino acids.